AUCCCUUUUUUUGUUCAAACUUCUCUCUCUUUCUCGUUAAGAUCCAAGAUUAUAAAUACUGAAAUUAAAUAAAAAACAUUCAGUUUGUGAGUAUUUUAUUCUCUUUUUGUUGUGAUCCUUACUUUGGUGUGAGGGGAUUUUUCUCACACAGUAUAUUCUUCUUCAAUUCUGCUUAGAUCCCCAUUUCUGAUAUUGAAGAUAUGAGUCUGGGCUCUGUUUUUAGCAGACACCCUCUUCCCAAAAUCUGAUCUUUUUCAUGAUCAUCAACUUUUCUUGAAUUUUUUCAAUUGGGUUAUUUUGGUGGUAGUGAGCAAAAUGCCUACAAGAGUGAUUCAAGAUGGGAUUUUUGGUGGAGAUCAGAGGUUGUGUGUGGGGAAAAAGGUUAUGUUUAAGGAUGUCAGAGAGGGAGAGGGGAGAGAAGGUGGUAAAGUUGGGAUGGUGAAGAAUUCUUGCAAGAAUGUUAGUUUCUCUGAUGAAUCAUCAUCUUCUAUAGGGAAAAACAGUGAUGUUUCUGAGAAUUCAAUGGAGAAAUCUGGUGAUGGUGAAGAGGUUCAGAGCUCAUAUAUAGGGCCAUUGGAUGCCAUGGAAGAUUUGGAGAAAGUUUUGCCAAUUAGGAGGGGAAUUUCGAGGUUCUACAACGGGAAAUCGAAGUCAUUUGCGAGCCUACGAGAUGCUUCGUCGUCGACUUCCAUCAAAGAGAUUGCGAAAACAGAGAGCGCACAUGCGAGGAAACGGAGAAACCUGCUCGCCACCAACCUCUUCCACCAACCUCAGCGAGGCUCCCCGCUGAAGGGCAAUGGGGCGGGCAUAUUAAAGAGGGUAGCUAGCAAGACCACAUUGGCUCUGGCCGUGGCAAUGAGCAACUCGGAGAGCAAAUGCAACUCUCCGAGUGGCUCCUCCUCGCCAAGGAAGGAGGAUUUCUCAACAUCGAGAUCCUUCUCCCUGGCUGACUUGCAGCAUUGUGCUGGCGUUAACCUAAACCUAAACUCGAAUUCUAACGGAAUGGCUUUGAAGCCGACCGGAUAGAUGCCAUAGCUAACUUGAAACUAUGCUUAUUUUUUUUGUUGAAAGAGUAGUGUUAAACCAUCGAGGGAUCGAAAUUUUGAAUGUAAUUGGAACUUUGGUCAUUAUAAAAAAAAUCGAGUGUAGAGAGACUUGUUUAUAACCGUAA
Molecule: messenger RNA, 1171 nt
Organism: Salvia hispanica
Lineage: Eukaryota; Viridiplantae; Streptophyta; Magnoliopsida; Lamiales; Lamiaceae
Product: protein OXIDATIVE STRESS 3 LIKE 1-like
Source: RefSeq, a predicted model, not a curated record